Molecule: messenger RNA, 1549 nt
Organism: Mangifera indica (mango)
Lineage: Eukaryota; Viridiplantae; Streptophyta; Magnoliopsida; Sapindales; Anacardiaceae
Product: lecithin-cholesterol acyltransferase-like 1
Exons: 2
Coding region: 111-1394 (427 amino acids)
Biological process (GO): lipid metabolic process
Source: RefSeq, a predicted model, not a curated record
UCUUUGUAAUUGUAAGGGCUUCAAAAGUUCCAAUCAAUGAAGGCGGGAUAUAAUUGUAUCCGUCCUUUCUGUUUCUCUCAGUCCUGAUCAAUAGAUAAGGAAAAUAAGAGAUGAAUGGAUUUGUUUUGGAGGUAGGCGCAUUGAUAAUUGUGAUGUUUUGCACGUGUCAAGCAGCCAGCAAACUCCAUCCUCUGGUCUUGGUACCCGGAAAUGGUGGAAACCAGAUUCAAGCACGGCUAACCAGUGACUACAAGCCUUCAAGCCUCAUCUGUAAACGUUGGUACCCAACUUCUAAGGACAAGAACGGCUGGUUCAGGUUAUGGUUCGAACCCAGUGUUUUAUUUGCUCCAUUCACUAAGUGCUUUGCAGAGCGCAUGAUGCUUUACUAUCACCCUGAUUUGGAUGAUUUUUAUAAUGCACCGGGUGUUGAAACUAGAGCCCCCAACUUCGGUUCCACUCAGUCUCUCCUCUACCUCGAUCCUAAUCUCAAGCAUGUCACAACAUAUAUGGCGCCUCUAGUGGAAUCUUUAGAAGGAAUAGGUUAUGUUGCUGGCGACAGCCUCUUUGGAGCUCCUUACGAUUUUCGUUACGGGUUAGCAGCGGAAGGUCAUCCAUCUCAUGUGGGCUCCAAAUUUUUGCAGGAUUUAAAAGCUUUGGUAGAAAAAGCAAGCACUUGUAAUGGUGGAAAACCAGUAAUACUUCUCUCCCACAGUUUAGGAGGGCUUUUUGUCCUACAACUUCUCAACAGAAACCCACUCUCUUGGCGCAAAAAAUUUAUCCAACACUUUGUUGCACUUUCUGCACCAUGGGGUGGCACUGUGGAACAAAUGCUCACUUUUGCCUCUGGGAAUACGCUAGGAGUGCCGCUUGUUGAUCCAUUGAUAGUGAGACAGGAGCAGAGGAGCUCUGAAAGCAACCUUUGGCUCUUGCCCAGUUCCAAAAUAUUUGGGUGUCAAAAUCCUCUUGUCAUCACCCCAAAUGCUACUUAUUCAGCUGCUGAUAUCCCAAAAUUUCUGUAUGACAUUGGAUUUCCUCAGGGGGUUCAUCCUUUUGAGACUCGUAUUUUGCCUUUGAUGGAAGAGUUAAUUGCGCCUGAGGUGCCAGUGACCUGCAUUAUUGGAAGUGGUGUGAGAACUACAGAAGCUUUGUUCUAUAAAACAAGUAGCUUCGAUGAGCGGCCUGAUGUUGUUUAUGGGGCUGGGGACGGGACAGUGAAUAUGGUUAGCUUGCUGGCUCUUGAGUCGCUGUGGGCUGAUAAGAAAAAUCAAUCCCUUAACGUAAUUAGUAUUGAUGAUGUUUCGCAUAAAUCAAUACUCAAAGAUCAUAUUGCCCUUGAAAGAAUAAUAGGUCAGAUUUCUGAAAUUAAUUCUCAAAUUAGGAGUAAAGUUAUGUAGAGAACAUGUAGCUAGCUGGACACAAACGCCAUUAAAAGUAUCUCAAGAACUAUUUUUUUAGUCCGGCUGUGGUGUUAUUUCUUAUUUAAAUGAAUGUAUCAUGAGUUGUAUGAACAGCUAAUUAAAGGCAGUGAACAUGGUUAGCAUUUUGGGUC